CAUUUUACGCCUUAUGAUAUAAAGCUUUUCAGCCACCAGGUGCUUCCAGUUGCACGAGUAAUCUAUUUGAGAGUGAAAUGGACCCUGGAAUGUCAUUACCUUUUACACACGUCGACCAUUGCCCUCGUCAUAAUCACUGAGCCCCGACCAGCUGAACAAUAAUAUGUUUUUAGUAAGUACUAGUGAUGAAGUCUUCAAUAACCCCGUUUAUGUCGCUAGGAUAGGCGAACCCAAUGCUGUCCAUCACACCGAUCAUCAGUUAUGCAAGGGACGCAUGCUGCACAUCUACAAAGUGAAAUGUGGGGUCAUAUAUGGGUCGAUGCAGACUCGCCGAAGUAUCCCCGAGCACCUUCAUCCUUGGACAAUUGAGACUAUGAGAUUCCAAGAUUUGGUCAAAUAUCAAAAUAUGAAUGUACAACACCCUAACCUCUCUAUUUCAUCUCCAAUACUAGUUUCCAACAAAGGUGCAGCCCCAAUCUCCCAGAGAUACACCUCAAGUUUAAGCUUAUCUGGCGGAACUGGAACCCAUAAGCUUCAUCCUCGGAUCCUCACCGAGAACACCUUAACCAGUAACUCGUCCGCCCCACCCCAACUCUUUAAAAAUAACUCAAUCUUGCCCACCCACGUUUAAGAACCCCGUUACCCCUCCAUCCCCUCCUCCUCACCCACAACAUCCCCAUUUGAUCCUCCCAUCACACCGUCACAAUGGUUUA
This is a messenger RNA of Aspergillus eucalypticola CBS 122712, 713 nucleotides long. RefSeq lists its product as uncharacterized. The transcript has a single exon. The record is from RefSeq and is a predicted model, not a curated record. NCBI's taxonomy places the organism in Eukaryota, Fungi, Ascomycota, Eurotiomycetes, Eurotiales, Aspergillaceae. Bases 164 to 631 code for a protein of 155 amino acids.